Cryphonectria parasitica EP155 is the source of this 936-nucleotide messenger RNA. RefSeq lists its product as uncharacterized. Gene Ontology annotation, molecular function: RNA polymerase II cis-regulatory region sequence-specific DNA binding; DNA-binding transcription factor activity, RNA polymerase II-specific. The transcript has 3 exons. Gene Ontology annotation, biological process: anatomical structure morphogenesis; cell differentiation; regulation of DNA-templated transcription. NCBI's taxonomy places the organism in Eukaryota, Fungi, Ascomycota, Sordariomycetes, Diaporthales, Cryphonectriaceae. The coding region runs from base 1 to 936 and encodes 311 amino acids. The record is from RefSeq and is a predicted model, not a curated record.
AUGGCUGACCUCUGCACUUUCCUCCUCAACGAGAGUCAGGCUGCCGUGGCUGGCGGUCGCGAGCCAUGUUUUCACAUGUCUCCCACUCUGUCGACUGCUGUGGAUCAGGUUGCCAUGAACGGCGCGAUUGCCCACAGCGAGGGCAAUGGUCAGCUCUUUCUUGACUUCAUCGAUACCAUUGGAUUGCAGUUCCAUGCUUUCAACCUGUCCAAGACUGUAGCCUUCGAUGCUCCUGAGUUCGAGGCUCUCGACAUUCACCAGAAAUUUACUUUCACCGCGAUUAUGGACGAGGUCAUUGGCGAGGACACUCUUAUUGUCGGAGACGGCAUCGCUCCGAACAGACUUUUCAUCGGUCCUCUGCGCGGUUUCCAACAGUUCGACCCCUUCACUGGAGCUUACGCUCUUCGAGCUGCACAGGGCAGUGUGAUUCCUACAUUCCAGCUCAAUGGAACCCAGACCUGGGCAGGAAUCGCCUUCUUCCUCAACAAUGGAGGAGCCAUGCCUCCUCUGCCACCCCAGCAGCAGCACCUGACCACCGGUGAUGCUUCGACUGAAGCUUCCACUCCUGCUUCGACCGAGAACACCACAGAUCACAUUCCUCGUCCCCCUAACCCCUUUAUUAUCUACCGUGCUGCUCACCACCGGACUGUCUCUGAGGCCCACCCUGACGCAUCCAACAUCGAGAUCUCCAAGAAGAUCGGACGUCAGUGGCAGAGCGAGAGCGAGGAAGUCCGUGACGCCUACCGAAAGAAGGCUGCCGACAUCAAGGCUGCUUUCAUGAUAGCCCACCCCGACUACAAGUACCAUCCUCGCAAGUCGUCUGAGGUUAAACGCCGUGCCAAAAAGAAUGUCGACAAGUCUACCAACGCGCAGUCGAAUGACACACUGUCGACCACCAGUCAGUCAGACUACACCGAGGACGAUGACGAGGAGUAA